UCUGAGAAUCUCAUCACCCCAUUCAGUCACACAACACAUCGACUCCAAAACACACCGACAGAACACAACGCAUCGUAUCGUGAAGCAGAUCCCAGAAAACUGCCGUAUUUUUAGUUAUUGUUUCAAUUUACACUUACACCCACCACUCGCCCAGAUGGAGGUAGUGGACCCCGAGGACAGGGAUCCCGACGAUAUGCUGCUGAUCGAUCGGAUUGGCGACGCAGUUGCGGGAGACGCGGGCAACGACUCCGACUCCCAGGAGGAGCAACUGGAGCACCAGGUCCUGGAACAGCAGCUGGCUCAUCAUCAGGCACAUCAUCCACUGAGGCGGGACAACCGACACGUGGCAAUGCUGCUGGACGCGCCACUGGAGCCUCCGCCCAUGGGCCUGUUCGAGGGGGCGAGGGCGGGCGGGGUUGCCCAUCCACGCCCUCCGGCGAGAAGCAAGAAACGCAGCUUCUUCACGAUUGUGCGGCCGACGGUGCUCCGGAAUCAGCGGCCCGAGCUGUGCCCCCUCUUCCUGAACGCCUCCAGAGCGAUAGGCGAGGUCCGGGAGGAGCAGCGCGGCGAGUUCUUCGCCGAGUACCUCUUCGAAAACAUGACCAGUGAGAACUAUCCCAACGGUGUUGGCCUGCCGCAUCACUGGGGUGAGUUCUGAUUGAGCAUGGGUUCGGGGACCCCGGGCCGGGCUGUCGCAGGAGCGAGGGGACAUCCGAUCCUCCAGGGCCCAGAACACAUCUUCCAAUCCUUCCUCUCCAGGUCACCUUUGGGAUCGCCCCUCGAUCCAAUCUAUCCUGAACAAACUAGGUAGGGACUAGGGUUGUUAAACCAUGCUGCUUCUUUUGGCCCAAGAUUGGUUGGCCAAUGAGUUGAAUUCCCGAUGUCUUAAUUUCAUUAGAAGAAUAGAAUUAAAGCAGCGAAAUCCAACGAAAAGUA
Drosophila ananassae is the source of this 936-nucleotide messenger RNA. Its product is annotated as male-specific protein scotti. Gene Ontology annotation, biological process: sperm individualization. The transcript has a single exon. The coding region runs from base 155 to 658 and encodes 167 amino acids. The record is from RefSeq and is a predicted model, not a curated record. NCBI's taxonomy places the organism in Eukaryota, Metazoa, Arthropoda, Insecta, Diptera, Drosophilidae.